Labeo rohita (rohu) is the source of this 1837-nucleotide messenger RNA. RefSeq names its product deleted in malignant brain tumors 1 protein-like. The record is from RefSeq and is a predicted model, not a curated record. Gene Ontology annotation, cellular component: membrane. The transcript is spliced from 5 exons. The coding region runs from base 1 to 750 and encodes 249 amino acids. NCBI's taxonomy places the organism in Eukaryota, Metazoa, Chordata, Actinopteri, Cypriniformes, Cyprinidae.
AUGCCAAGACCUUCUCUUCUCACCUUAAUAUUGGCCAGUGCUCUGACUUCUGUAACUGGACAAUACAGUAUCAGACUGGUGAAUGGUAAUAAUGACUGCUCUGGAAGAGUUGAGAUCCUUUAUAAUGGCACAUGGGGGACAGUGUGUGAUGACGACUGGGACAUAAAUGAUGCUGCUGUGGUGUGCAGACAGUUGGGAUGUGGAAGAGCUGUGAGUGCAAAUGGCAGUGCUCAUUUUGGUCAGGGAAGUGGUCAGAUCUGGUUGGAUGAUGUGGGAUGUUCAGGAAGUGAAUCAUCACUCACACAGUGCUCACAUCCUUCAUUUGGAACACAUAACUGUGGUCAUCAUGAAGAUGCAGGUGUCGUCUGCUUAGGCAAACUACAAGACAUAAGGUUGGUCAAUGGUUCUGACUCAUGCUGUGGAAGAGUGGAGGUCCGUUAUAAUGGCCAGUGGGGAACCGUGUGUGAUGAUAACUGGGACAUGAAUGAUGCUGCUGUGGUGUGCAGACAGUUACAGUGUGGAUCAGCCAUCAGUGCACCUCAUAGUGCCGCCUUUGGUCAAGGCAGUGGAUCGAUCUGGCUGGAUGACGUUGAAUGCUCAGGAAGUGAAGGAACCCUCACACAAUGUUCACACCAUGGAUUAGGAAAACAUUACUGUAAUCAUGGUAAAGAUGCUGGUGUUGUUUGUUCAGGGAAGCUACAGCUGUCAAUACUCCUAUCAAAACAACACUAUCAAGUCACCCUUGAGUAACACUGUUAUCAUCACUGUGGGUGAGUGAGUUUGGUCUUGUCUCAUUGGCUACAUUUUAAAUUGCAUGCAUUAGAAAUGUACAAGUAAACUUGAGUCUAUCUCCUCUCCUGCUCUUCUGGAUACCUGACUUCACCGCCACGGUUAAAAUGCUGAGCGUGCCUCUUCCCUGGUCUCUUCCCCAUGCAUGCACGCUGGUGUCCUCAGGGGUCCAGGAAGGAAGCGUUGAGGGAAUCGAGCACCAUCAGAAGCAAAGAGCUGCCGGAGCCGUGGUCCGGAUGAGUACCGCACCCGUUAGACGGCUGAUGGGCGAGGAUGCCGGGCCGUUGAAUCCCCCAGAAGUGCCAUGGACCUCCCUAAGAGGACAAUUUUGGUUAUUUUAUGUUUAAAUAAGCUCCAAUACAUCCAGAACUCUGCAGCUAGGGUCCUCACUCUUUCAAAGAAAUCCUCUCACAUUACUCCCCAUCCUACACAGACUUCAUUGGCUACCCGUUUGUUUUCGGAUUCAAUAUAAGAUUCUCCUCAUCAUCUUCAAAACACUUUAUGGUCUUGCCCCACCAUAUAUUUCUGAUCUCAUUCAUACUAAUCCCCGGUUCGCACCCUACGCUCUUCAGACAUUGGUCUACUGUUAAUUCCUUGUUACAGGUUAGCAUCGUUCGGCUGAUGAGCGUUUAGUAUCUCUGCCCCUGAACUCUGGAAUUCUAUUCCCAAACACAUUUGUGAUCUCUCCUCAUUACAGGAUUUCAAAACCCACCUUAAAACAUAUCUUUUCUCUUCUUGUUUUUCUGAUCUCUGACUACAUGCUUUGAUUUUUGCAAUAGAUUUCAUGUUUAUCUGUAUUCUGUUUUUUUGUCUCCUGUUAUGUGUAACUGUUUUGAUAUUGUAAAGUGACCUUGAGUUUGCAGAAAGGCGCUAUAUAAAAAUGAACUUAUUAAUCAAUGCACCACAAAAAUGAGUGUACGUCCGAUGUAACAGUUUACGGAUACCAUAGGAAUAAAUGAGAAGUGCCGUAAGCUGAAUCCCACCUGUCCCAAAAAGUCAGUGACUUUUCUUAGGAAACAGCAUUUUUUUCGUGGUAAACUCUAAAAAA